Molecule: messenger RNA, 894 nt
Organism: Adelges cooleyi (spruce gall adelgid)
Lineage: Eukaryota; Metazoa; Arthropoda; Insecta; Hemiptera; Adelgidae
Product: protein LZIC-like
Exons: 5
Coding region: 113-682 (189 amino acids)
Molecular function (GO): beta-catenin binding
Source: RefSeq, a predicted model, not a curated record
UGAUUGUAUAAUAAUAUUGUUACUGGACAUUUUUAUAUUAUCGUGUUUCCAUUAUAACUUCUUGUAAUGUACAAUAAAUUGUAAUAACAAUUAAUAAUAAUUAAAAAAACUCAUGGCGACGGUGGACGAAAAUGCGAUGCUUAAGGAAAAUCUGGAAGCUCAGUUGGACAGAUUAGUGCAACAGCUCAGUGACUUAGAAGAGAACAGACACGACUUGACCGAAGAAGAGUACAACGAAUGUAAAGAAGACACCGUGGAGCAGCUGAAAGAAUUUAAUGAAAGAUUAGGCAAGAUUACAGCCGGUGAUACGACUCUGCACGACAAAUUAAGUACUAUGCGUUUGGCAACCAGUGCUGCUAUCACGAAAGCUUUUCAAACGCCAUCCAUAAUUAAGAUGUUUGCCAAAAACGAGCCGAACGCUCUGAAAGAAAAGCGCAAUCAAAUCGAAAGAGACAUGAAGUUAGGAAAGCUGAAAGUGGAACUGGGCAAUCGACAAAAAUUUGAAGUUUUAACUGCGUUGAGACAUCUUGGUUGUGAGCUAACAGAUAUGGAUAACAUAUUUGUCCAAGAAGAAAUCGGCAAGUACCAAAAAACCCCAUCGUCAGGCGGUUUCAACAUUACUGACAACAUAAAUGGUUUUGAUUUCAAUACGCUUUUCAAGCUGGACCACAGUGCAGUAUAAUAUCAUUUUGUAAAACAGCUUUAAACUAUUAAAUAGUUUUCAUUAUUUGGUACUAGUGUAUUGAUAGUAUUAUGUUUGUGUUGUUUUACUUGAUUUAAAUUUAUAACUAAAUUAUGAAGGUAUAUUUUGUAAAUUAAAGUACAAUUUUAGUUCAUGUUUUGAAAAAUGGUUAAAUAUUGUUGUGCAUUGUUAUUUAAAGACUGUUACUAAUU